Molecule: messenger RNA, 1489 nt
Organism: Psylliodes chrysocephalus
Lineage: Eukaryota; Metazoa; Arthropoda; Insecta; Coleoptera; Chrysomelidae
Source: the annotation of a GenBank genome assembly
CGACACACGUCUUGCAACCGCUAGAUUUUGCUGUGUUCAAAAGUUUCAAAACAAAUUGGGACAAGCAACUUUGUAAAUGGCAGCGCAAAAAUCCUAGAAAGAAAAUUCCUAAACAAGAUUUUGUAGCAAUUCUUACUAAGCUUUCCCGAGAAUUGCUUGCGACAAAUAUUACCAAUGGCUUUAAAACCACUGGCAUUUAUGAUCCUGACAAGCUAGGACACAACCAGGAGGCAAUUCCUCUAAUAGUGUUUAAACCAGAUGACUUAAAGAGAUACAACAAAACUCUCCCCCAUCCAGGGGUUGACCAGCCGGAAAUAGUCACCACACCUUUAGCCACUACGCAGUCAAAAGAAGAAGCAACCUCAGUCAUUACCCAGUCAGAAGUUGAAAUUAAUUCUCCAAUAAAAUCUAGCACAUCCACAGCCACUGCACAGCAAAAUGUAACAGUAGUUGUUACCAUGGCCAGAGACUACAUGCCCAUGCUUUUAGACAGGCUUACAACAUCCGCUGCUGCAGCUCAAUCAGUAUUAGCCACCACACCCACAGUGACGACUUUAACAUCAGAAGUAGUUACAAAAAUAGCUGUUAUAUCCACAGCCAUAACGUCACCAGUAUCGUUUGAAGAUUUAUUAUUAGACAUGAUGAAAAAAGGAAAAAAAAACCAGAAAAUCAAGAAAGGAAGCAUAAUAGAUUUGUAACAAACUGUGAGAUUAUCAUUACCAAACAAUAUCAAUUGCAAAAAGAACAGAAAGAGAAAUUAAAAGAAGAAGAAAUACAAAGAAAAAAGCACAAAAUAUCUAACAAAAAAGAAAAAAUUAAAACUGUUAUAAAAAAAGUUCAAAAAAUAAAAAAAAUGAACCAAGAGAUGAGUCAAGUGAAGAAGACACUUUUUCUCUUACAAGACAGUGAUGAAGAUACAACUAUGAUGAAUUCUUCUGAUGACGAAGACGACUCCGAUGUAACUUGUCUACAUAACGGAGAUUACUGUGUCGUUAAAGUAUGCGGAAAAACUCCUCAAUCUUUUAGACUGUAUGUUGCAAAAGUUUUAAAGAAAAUAAAAGAUAGCUACGACGUAAUAUUUUGCAAAAGACAAAAUCAAUUGUGGAAAUUUACGGAAACUACAGAGGAAGCUUUUAUACUAGCAUUAAAGUCCCAGUUAAGUGUUGUUUACGAAAUAACUGAAAUUAGUGAUAAAAAGACGCCCAUCAAUGUGUUAAUUUUUCUUAUAACAACUGGUUUAAAUAAGUCUUUUUGUGAAGUCGUCAAGUUGUGUGAAUUAGUACUAACCAUCUCAACCACAAGUGUGUCAGUUGAGCGAAGUUUUACAGCUUUAAAGCGCAUUAAAAAUUUAACACAAAAUUUAACAAGUGAAGACAGACUCUUUAAUUUAGCCCUAAUAUCCAUUAAAAAACAGCUUGUUAAACAGUUAUCAGAAAAUUCAAAAAUUUUACGACGAUGUUAUGGACAAAUUUGCAGCCAUUUAGGAUAG